Messenger RNA from Microtus ochrogaster (prairie vole), 2431 nucleotides. RefSeq names its product cytokine receptor like factor 3 (gene Crlf3). NCBI's taxonomy places the organism in Eukaryota, Metazoa, Chordata, Mammalia, Rodentia, Cricetidae. The record is from RefSeq and is a predicted model, not a curated record. The coding region runs from base 64 to 1167 and encodes 367 amino acids. Gene Ontology annotation, molecular function: protein binding. The transcript has 7 exons.
GGCCGCGCGGGGCCGCUCGCGGGAACCCGGGACAGUCGGGAGCCCGGCGGGUUACGCGGCCGGAUGAGGGAGGCGAUGGAGCCGGAGCCGGAGGUGCUGCUGCAAGAAGCCCGCGAGAACGUGGAGGCGGCGCAGAGCUACCGGCGGGAGCUGGGCCAGCGGCUGCAGGGGCUGCGGGAGGCGCAGAGGCAGAUAAAAGAGAGUGCUUCACAGACAAGAGAUGUCCUCAAACAUCAUUUCAGUGAUUUAAAAGGAACCCUUGGAAAGCUGUUGGAUGAGCGAUUGGUAACCCUUUUGCAAGAGGUGGACACCAUUGAGCAGGAGACCAUCAAACCAUUAGAUGACUGCCAAAAGCUCAUAGAGCAUGGAGUUAACACCGCAGAUGACCUGGUCCGAGAAGGUGAGAUCGCCAUUCACGGAGGUAUAGAAGAACAUAAUGAUAAAUUGUGGAAUUUUACCAAAAAGGCCUCACACAUUCAGUUGGACAGCUUACCAGAAGUGCCUUUGCUAGUUGAUGUACCCUGUUUAUCUGCUCAGUUGGAUGAUUCCAUUCUUAACAUAGUGAAAGACCACAUUUUUAAGCAUGGAACAGUAGCUUCCCGCCCACCAGUACAGAUUGAAGAAUUAAUAGAGAAACCUGGAGGCAUCAUAGUGCGAUGGUGUAAGUGGACGACUGGCUUUGAGGGGUACAGUCUGAGCAGUCGGAGGAACAUAGCACUCCGAAAUGAUGCCGAGUCCUCGGGCGUCCUCUACUCCAGCGCUCCCACCUACUUCUGCGGGCAGACCUUAACAUUCAGAGUUGAAACUGUGGGGCAGCCAGACAGAAGAGACAGUAUAGGAGUGUGCGCAGAAAAGCAGAACGGCUAUGACUCUCUGCAGCGUGAUCAAGCUGUGUGCAUAAGCACAAAUGGUGCAGUUUUUGUCAAUGGAAAAGAAAUGACUAAUCAGUUGCCUGCGGUUACCUCUGGGUCCACUGUCACAUUUGACAUCGAAGCUGUGACUCUAGGAACUGCCAACAGCAGUGAAGGAGGCGGUGUCAAGCUCCGAGUAACCAUCAGCUCCAGUAACAGGGAGGUGGUGUUUGAUUGGCUGCUUGACCAGUCCUGUGGCUCUCUCUACUUCGGAUGUUCAUUUUUCUAUCCUGGAUGGAAAGUGCUGGUGUUUUAGCAUUUUGAGGGCUUGGCUUUGGUUUGAGGGUUUGCUGUUUCUGUCCUCAGCCUAGUUGGAUCUGACUUUAAAAAGGUGAAUUAUCUCUUGGACCACCAGAAAUGGAAAGUGUUGCUGGAUUUGCAUUGUAAUAUUUCAGUAAGAGACCUGGUGUGGCGACACACACCUUAAUCCCAGCACUUGGGAGACAGAAGCAGGUGAAUCCCACCUGAUCUACAGAACAAGUUCCAGGACAGCCAGGACUGUUACACAGAGAAACUAUACUUUGAGCCCCCCUCCCCCCAAAAAAGUAGUAUUUCAGUAAGAAGUGAGCUGAAUGGCGUGGACAAAAUCAUAGUUCAGUUUUGUUUUUAGCAUAAAUAUCAAACUAGCUUUAAAGUCUGCAUUCCUUUCCACUGUUCCUAAAGUCGGUCAAUAGAACAGAAGAAUGUCACACCAUUAAAUCUUCAGCAAGAUCAGGGGCUGAGAAAACAGCAGGAAAGACAGCUAGAGCCCGGGACUCUAAUCCUGUCCAGUCUUAUGUCGUUGCCCCUCCCACCCCCUUAGGGCACUAACUGUUCCUCUGUUCAGCAUCUCUGAGUCUGCGAAGUUAGUGGAUUCUGCAUUUUUACAGCACCUGAGCAAGUGUCUGCCGUAGCCAGUGUUAGUGUCCUCUGUCUUUCCUGGCAGCAUGAGACAAGACACAGGACGGAGGGUCUGUAUUCCUCACAGUGAAGCCACUUACAGAAGUACACAGCAGUGUUAGUCGGGUCACAUGUGCACAGCAUGCUCCCGUGUGCACCCUGCCACAGCCAUGCACGUGGACCAUGCAGAGUGUCACGGUCCAGUGUAAUAUCAGGUUGAGAAAUGGUCUUUUAACGGACUGAAGAAAUAGCGGGUAAAUACUUGACCUACUUUUUUUUAAACUUAAAUUUGUGUAAAAUAUUUAUUUGACUGACUUAAUAUGUAAAAAAUUGUGGUCUUAACUUGUUAUACCAGCAUACAGAUAAGUUUUAAUGUGAAUUUUUUUUUCUUUUUGUUUUUACCAGUAGUAAAAAAGUGGAAAAGCAAGUGUAAUAUUUUUGUAAGAUAAUUUAUUUGGGGCUUAUAUUCCCUUUCGACAAUCAUGGCCUUUCCUCCUUCCCUUGUUUUGUGCAAGUGUGUGCCUUUUCUCAUGUUAACCAUGGCCUUUCCUCCUUCCCUGUUUUGUGUAAGUGCCUUUUCUCAUGUUAAUAAGUUCUCAAGUGUAGGUGCCUUUAUCCAGCCUUUCGAAACAAAAUAAAAA